This is a messenger RNA of Mugil cephalus (flathead mullet), 1013 nucleotides long. It is a transcript of the gene ccdc86, whose product is annotated as coiled-coil domain containing 86. Gene Ontology annotation, cellular component: nucleolus. The record is from RefSeq and is a predicted model, not a curated record. NCBI's taxonomy places the organism in Eukaryota, Metazoa, Chordata, Actinopteri, Mugiliformes, Mugilidae. Bases 105 to 977 code for a protein of 290 amino acids. The transcript has 4 exons.
GUUAUAGUACCGGAAAUAACGCGACAUAUACAACGCUGGGAGUAGCACACGUGGGUUCAGUAGUUCAUCAGAGUAAUGUGGUGUAGUUUAUUUAAUUAACAGAUAUGUCGAAGAGGACGAAAGCCAUGUCAGAAGCGGCAAGAGAAGAAGAUCUGAUCAAGGAUCCUCCACCGGAGACCAGACGGACCCGCAGCGGCCGCGCUGUGCGAACUCCUGCGGCACUGGUGAACUCUGAAGCCCCGGUGAGGACUCCCAGCCGGAGGACCAGGAGGUCUGUUCUCCUGGAGGUGCAGGAGAAAAUCAAAGAGGAGCCAGAGAAGAAACAAGAGAGUCUGGCCGAGGAAGAGUCCGUGAUGUCGACCGACCCGGAGCCCUGCACCGUGACAGAACCAGAGGAACCAGCGAAGCCAGCAGAGCCUCAGACUGAAGCAGCAACAGCGGAUACAGAUAAGGCCGAAGUUAAUGGUUCUCCGCCCAUGCCUGCAGCGGCAGAAAAGGUACCUGCAAGUUCAGAGACCAUCCCAAAGAAGAAACGUCGUACGGCUCCAAGUGUCAAACAAAACCCGGUGAUCCCUCUGGGAAAACCCAAGUCAGGAAGAGUAUGGAAGGACCGCAACAAGCAGAGAUUCUCUGCGUUGGUCAGAGACAAACCGCUGUGCUCCUCUUGGGAAAAGAAGAUGCAGGCCAAGCGGGAGAAGGAUCUCGUGAAAAAGUAUUCCCAACAGCUCAAAGAUGAGAAGAUUAGACAGAAAGAGGAAAAGAGAAAAAGAAGAGAAGAAAACCUGAGACGGCGUGCAGAGAACGAGCGCAAAGCUGAGAUCGUUCAAGUGAUCCGGAACACGUCAAAGAUCAAGAGGAUGAAGAAGAAGCAGCUGAGGAGAAUUGAGAAGAGGGACACGCUCGCUCUGCUGCAGAAGACACAGAAGCAGAAAGUCAAAACCAAAGCGCAAAAAAACGCAGAGCCGGAUUUCACUUAAAGACUGUCUGACAAUAAAACACACAUCUGCUCAGUC